Molecule: messenger RNA, 792 nt
Organism: Trichobilharzia szidati
Lineage: Eukaryota; Metazoa; Platyhelminthes; Trematoda; Strigeidida; Schistosomatidae
Source: the annotation of a GenBank genome assembly
AUGUGUAGUUCCACGGUUCUGAAUUGCACGAGGAGAUGGUUCUCCUGCAGAUCACGGCUAAAUUCUUUGAAGGAUAUAUGGAAGGCUAAUGUAUUUGAUCAGGCCACAGAAGCUCAGUCUGGAGUUCUAUCAAAUUCAGCUUCUGUAUUCGAACUACAGAUACACGAUGUCAAGACGCAUCAAUCCACUGAAUAUCUAAAAGAUUUUGGAAUAUUUCUGGAUAAAAUCAAAACAGAUGAAAAUGAAGUCUGUUUGAUUGGUAGCUGGACUUGUGAUAUUGGCGAUCAGAAUAAAAUAUAUCAUUUAUGGAGAUUUACAGGAGGUUAUAGCGGUCUUAGUACACAUUAUAAUCUCAUGAAUAAUAACAAGGAAUUCGUUGAAUGCCAACAGAAAUUAAAUUCUUUCCUGCACUCUCGCAGAAACCAAAUCUGCCUACCUUUUAGUUUCUGGCCUAUUCCUAAACCAACGGAAGAAGGUGCUGACAACAUUUAUGAACUUAGAUCAUAUUAUCUGAAGCCAGGUACAAUGAUUGAAUGGGGUAAUAAUUGGGUUCACGCUAUAAAAGUCAGAUCUAAGAAUGAUGAAGCGGUAGCUGGAUUGUUUUCUCAUAUUGGGGAUAUGCAUGUGGUUCAUCAUCUUUGGGCUUAUCGUGAUCUUGAGGCACGUAAGAAAUCACGCGAUGAAAUUUGGCAAGAUCCCAGUUGGGGGAAAUGCGUAAUGAAUACAGUUCCUUUGAUGCAUUCUAUGACCAGCAGCAUUCUUCGUCCAACACGAUACAGUCUACUCCGGUAA